Messenger RNA from Sordaria macrospora k-hell, 1527 nucleotides. RefSeq lists its product as uncharacterized. Lineage: Eukaryota; Fungi; Ascomycota; Sordariomycetes; Sordariales; Sordariaceae. Gene Ontology annotation, biological process: amino acid metabolic process. Gene Ontology annotation, cellular component: cytoplasm. The record is from RefSeq and is a predicted model, not a curated record. Gene Ontology annotation, molecular function: carboxy-lyase activity; pyridoxal phosphate binding.
AUGGAUUCUCGGGGUUUCCGUGAGGCCGCUGCCACGGCCAUUGACGAGAUUGCCGGCUACUAUGACAACCUUGACGAGCGGGAUGUCGUGUCCACCGUAGAGCCUGGUUACCUGCGAAAACUCUUGCCCUCCGAGGCCCCAGUAGAAGGCGAGGCCUGGACUGAUAUUCAGAAAGAUAUCGAGGGCAAGAUCCUCCCCGGUAUCACUCACUGGCAACACCCCGGCUUCCACGCCUUCUUCCCCUGCGCCACCUCCUUCCCCUCCAUCCUCGGUGAGCUCUACAGCGCCGCCCUCUCCGGCGCCUGCUUCAACUGGAUCUGCUCUCCAGCCGUGACCGAGCUCGAGACCAUCGUGCUCGACUGGCUAGCCAAGGUCCUUGGCCUUCCCGAAUGCUACCUCUCCACCGGUCCCACGCGGGGCGGCGGCGUCAUCCAGGGCUCCGCCUCCGAGGCCGUUCUGACGGCCAUGGUCGCCGCCCGCGACAAGUACCUGCGCGAGACGGUUCCCCUUGAGCAGUUCCCCGAUGGCUCCGAGGCGCGCGAGGACGCCAUCGCCCACAAGCGAAGCAAGAUGGUGGCGCUCGCCACGACGGCCACCCAUAGCUCUACCAAGAAGGCUGCCAUCAUUUUGGGAGUGCGGUUUCACACCACCGCCGUCCACGCCGAUACGGGAUACUCGCUUACGGGUCCCGUGCUGGCCAAGACGCUCGCUGACCUGCGCGCCCGCGGCCUCGAGCCCUUCUUCAUGACCGCCACCUUGGGAACGACCGACACCUGCGCGGUCGACGACUUCGCCGGCAUCGUGUCGACGCUCAAGUCCGACCCCGUGUACCCUGCCGGCACUCCCGGCGAGCUGUGGGUGCACAUCGACGCGGCGUACGCCGGCUCCGCCCUCGUUCUCCCCUCGGUCCAGCAAGAUGUCUCCAUCUCGCUCAUCGAGAACUUCCACUCGUUCGACAUGAACAUGCACAAGUGGCUCCUGACCAACUUCGACGCCUCGUGCCUUUACGUGCGCGACAGGAACUGGUUCAUCCAGGCCUUGACCAUAAACCAGGCCGUGUACGGCAACAAGGCGUCCGAGGGCGGGCUGGUAACGGACUACCGCGAGUGGCAGAUCCCGCUCGGCCGCCGCUUCCGGUCGCUCAAGGUCUGGUUCGUGCUCCGGUCGUAUGGUGUCAAGGGCCUGCAGGAGUACAUCAGCCGCACCAUCAAGCUGGGCGAGGAGUUUGCCGAUCAGCUCAAGUCGAGGCCGGAUCUGUUUGAGAUCUUGACCGGCCCGAGCUUUGCCCUCACUGUGUUCAGGGUCGCUGGCAAGGAGCAGGGUAAGAGCGAGGAGGAGCUGAACACGCUUACCAAGGCUGUGUGCGAGAAGAUCAACGCUUCUGGCAGGAUGUGGGUGACCAGCACGGUGUUGGAUGGCAGGUUCGCCAUUCGCAUGGUGACUAGUGUGAGGACGACUGAGAAGGUGCAUGUUGACCGGGCAUGGAAGAUUCUGGUCGACGCCGCGGAGGAGGUCGUCAAGGCUUAG